UCACUUUUCUGUGUUCCCUCUGCGUAGUAUAGAUAGGUGCUGUCCAUGGGACUUUGUAUGAUGAUGGAAGUACCCUCAUCCAUGCUGCCCUGGGCAUCUGCAGGCCACGUGUGACUGUAACGCAAAAUGAGGCCUGUGGGACUGAGGAACUGAGCUUUUACAUUUUAUUUAAUGUCAAUUAAAUGUAAUAGCCCCAUGUGGCUGGUGAUUCUUAUACAGUGCAAGAGUAGCCUUAUUAGAAGAAUAAAGGCCAUCAAACAGUAGUGGAGAACAAUGUGGAAUUCGUAUCCUCACCAGGAGAGAGCCAUGUUUCUCUGGGCCUCUCCACACAAAUUGAAAGGGUGGAAAAGAGGAAGUAUGCCAAGUGAGGCCCAAUUCAGAGUUCAGCUCUCUGAGUGGCAGGUGGCUUUGCAGUUGAUCACCUUCUCUUACAAUGGCUCAGGUUUUACAUCACUAGCGUGGGUGAGGCCUGUUUUCCAGCAUGUCCGGGAUGGAUGCCAUGAUUCCUGCAGGCAGAGUUGCUGUGUGCUUCUGUUGACGAGCUGUGAGGCCUCUUUCCUUUACCAGCUAUUUUCACACUCCACACCCCCCCACAUCUAAUAGCUGUGUGACCUUGUUGUUGACUUUGUAAGAGCACAGCAUGAGAAGAAUGCGGAGAGUGUUCGGUGUGCUUCUCGUUCACCUCUUCUGAGACUGCGCAUGCUUCCUGCUGAGAGCAGCACUGUUGGACGCCGUGCUGCGGAACGGCAGGCGUGAUGACAGCGUUCCCUCCCUAGAGAGCCAAGGGUGUGCACAGUGGGUGGCACCCAGCAGGGGCGUCUAGGGGGACGGACUCUGUCUUCUCCUGCUGUGCUCACCUGUGCUGGCUUUGCGGUGAUUCUCUAAACAGCGCCAUGAUCCCUGUGAGGCUUUUCUCUGUGAGACCGUGGACCAUGUUGGAGGGAGUGAAACGAGGGACUGCACCCCCGCGGGCUGGCCUCAAGCCCGGCAAGCCCCUUCCACAGCAGGCUCCGCCCAGGCCCCUCUCGAUGGGCUGCGUGGACUGCGCCAAGCAUCGGGAGCCCCCCGGGAAGAAGCCACUGUCUGAGAAGAAACUGAAAAAAUACUUCGUGGACCAUCGGAGAGUGCUUGUCCGUGGAGGAAGCGGAGGCUCGGGCAUGAGCUGCUUCCACAGCGAGCCCCGAAAGGAGUUCGGGGGCCCCGAUGGCGGGGACGGUGGCAGCGGCGGCCACGUCAUCCUGAGAGUUGAUCAGCAGGUCAAGUCCCUGUCGUCAGUCCUGUCCCAAUAUCAGGGCUUCAGUGGAGAAGAUGGUGGCAGGAAAAGCUGCUCCGGACGAGGUGGCGCUGUCCUGUACAUCCGGGUUCCUGUGGGCACCUUGGUGAAGGAAGGAGGUGAAAUCGUGGCCGACCUCAGCUGCCCAGGUGACGAGUACAUUGCUGCCCUGGGUGGCGCAGGAGGAAAAGGCAACCGCUUUUUCCUGGCCAAUGACAACCGUGCCCCCGUGACUUGCACCCCGGGAGAGCCAGGGCAAGAGCGUGUUCUCCACCUGGAGCUCAAGACAAUGGCCCACGCUGGGAUGGUCGGGUUCCCCAACGCUGGGAAGUCCUCACUCCUCCGAGCCAUUUCGAACGCAAAGCCUGCCGUGGCUGCCUACCCGUUCACCACCCUGAACCCCCAUGUGGGGAUUGUUCACUAUGCCGGCCACGAGCAGCUAGCAGUGGCAGACAUCCCGGGGAUCAUCCAGGGCGCCCACCGGAACAGGGGCCUGGGGCUCAGCUUCCUCCGGCACAUCGAGCGCUGCCGCUUCCUCUUGUUUGUGGUGGACCUUUCACUGCCGGAGCCAUGGACUCAGUUUGAACAUUUAAAAUACGAAUUAGAGAAAUACGAAGAAGGCCUGUCUGAGAGACCUCACACAGUCAUUGGAAAUAAGAUUGAUCUGCCGCAGGCCAGAGCCAACCUGGCCCAGCUCCAGGCCCGCCUGGGACAGGAGGUCAUAGCCCUGUCGGCACUGACGGGGGAGAACCUGGAGCAGCUGCUGCUUCACUUGAAAGUGCUCUAUGACGCCUAUGUGGAGGCGGAGCGGGGGCAGGGCCGCCAGCCGCUCAGGUGGUAGUGUGGCCGGCAGCGCCAGCCCCAAGGCAGGAGGCUGCGGGGGGAGGCUGCUGUGCAGCGCACCGUGUAGUGAAACAUGGGUGCCCUCGACUGCAUAAGAGAACACACUUGUGAAUCUUUGA
This is a messenger RNA of Chinchilla lanigera (long-tailed chinchilla), 2235 nucleotides long. RefSeq names its product mitochondrial ribosome-associated GTPase 2 (gene Mtg2). The transcript has 8 exons. NCBI's taxonomy places the organism in Eukaryota, Metazoa, Chordata, Mammalia, Rodentia, Chinchillidae. Bases 894 to 2114 code for a protein of 406 amino acids. The record is from RefSeq and is a predicted model, not a curated record. Gene Ontology annotation, molecular function: GTPase activity; magnesium ion binding; GTP binding. Gene Ontology annotation, cellular component: mitochondrion.